Molecule: messenger RNA, 1932 nt
Organism: Durio zibethinus
Lineage: Eukaryota; Viridiplantae; Streptophyta; Magnoliopsida; Malvales; Malvaceae
Product: transcription factor EGL1-like
Molecular function (GO): protein dimerization activity
Source: RefSeq, a predicted model, not a curated record
AUGGCUAAUGGUGUUACAAACCAGGAGGGGGUGCCUGAAAACUUGAGGAAACAGCUUGCAGUGGCUGUCAGGAGUAUCCAGUGGAGCUAUGCAAUUUUCUGGUCGUUAUCAGUUACACAACCAGGGGUACUUGAAUGGGGUGAUGGUUACUACAAUGGAGACAUUAAGACUAGGAAGACUGUUCAAGCAAUCGAGCUUAAAUCUAAUAAAAUAGGCCUACAGAGGAGUGAGCAACUGAGAGAGCUUUAUGAAUCUCUGCUGGAUGGUGAAACUGACCAAACCAAGAGGCCUUCUGCUGCAUUAUCUCCAGAGGAUCUGUCUGAUGCAGAGUGGUAUUACUUGGUUUGCAUGUCCUUUGUAUUCAAUUCAGGACAAGGCUUGCCAGGAAGAGCAUUAGCAAAUGGUGAAACCAUAUGGUUAUGCAAUGCUCAGCAUGCAGAUAGUAAAAUAUUCUCCCGCUCAUUGCUUGCAAAGAGUGCAUCUAUUCAGACUGUGGUAUGUUUCCCUUACCUUGGAGGUUUGGUUGAGCUUGGUGUAACUGAACUAGUUCCGGAGGAUCCUAAUCUUCUUCAGCAUAUUAAAGCUUCCUUGCUGGACUUCUCCAAGCCUGUUUGCUCUGAGAAAUCUUCCUCUGCUCCUCAUAAUGCAGAUGAUGAUGAUAGAGAUCCUGCUUGUGCCAAGGUUGACCAUAAGAUAGUGGAUUUGUUGGACUUGGAUAACCUCUAUUCACCUACGGAAGAAAUUAAAUUUGAUGAGGAGAAAUUUAAUGAAUUACAUGAAAAUAUCAAUGAAGAUUUCAACAUCGGUUCCCCUGAUGAGUGUUCAAAUGGCUGUGAACAAAAUCACCAGAUGGAAGACUCAUUCAUGCUUGAAGAUGUGAAUGGUGUUGCUUCCCAAGUUCAAAGUUGGCAUUUCAUGGAUGAAGACUUUGGUAUUUUAGAAAAAGAUGCUAUCUCUUCUCCCCAGCGGGGAAGCGUAAGCCAUUCUCAUUUUAAAGAACUUCAAGAUGGCAAUCACACAAAACUAAGCUCUUUGGAUCUUGAAGUUGGUGAUGACUUACACUACAAAAGAACUCUUUCUGCUAUUCUCGGAACUUCAAAUUGGUUGAUCAAAAGCCAAGGUUUUUGCACUUGUGGCUAUAAAUCUAAUUUUAUCAGUUGGAAGAAAGGAGGAAUGGCAAAUUUUCACAGACCAAGGGUAUAUCAGAACAUAUUUAAAAAGAUUCUAUUUGAAGUUCCUCUGAUGCAUGGCUGUAGUUCUCUUAUGUCUCAGAAGGAAAAUGGUGGGAAACAUUGCCUUGGCAAAUUGAAAAAAGAUGAUGAUAACAGAGGAAGUGGUUUACUUGAAAAAAGAAGAGAGGAAGAGAAAUUUCUGGUCCUCAGGUCCAUGGUUCCUUCUAUCAGUGAGAUUGACAAAGCAUCAAUUCUGAAGGAUACAAUUAAGUAUUUGAAAAAGCUGGAAGCCAGGGUAGAAGAGUUGGAAUCUUGCAAGGAUUCAGUGGACUUUGAGGCAAGGCCUAGAAGGAAUUGCCUCCUGGAUGUGGCGGAGCAGACAUCGGAUAACUAUGAAAACAGAAAGGUUGACAAUGUCAAGAAAUCCUGGAUGAACAAGAGGAAGGCCUCUGACAUUGAUGAAAGCCACGAAACUGGCUCAGAACUAAGUAGGGUUAUUCCUAAAGAUGGCCUUACAUCAGAUGUGAAAGUAAGCAUUAAAGAGCUGGAGGUUAAAAUUGAAAUAAGAUGUCCUUCCAGGGAAUUUCUGUUGCUGGAUAUCAUGGAUGCUAUAAACAGCCUACACUUGGAUGCCCACACUGUUCAAUCAUCUACUCUCGAGGGUUUUAUCAUGGUAAACUUGAAAUCUAAGUUUCGAGGAGCAGCAAUUGCACCUGCAGGGAUGAUCAAACAAGCACUUCAAAGAGUUGCAACUAGGUGA